Molecule: messenger RNA, 793 nt
Organism: Tribolium madens (black flour beetle)
Lineage: Eukaryota; Metazoa; Arthropoda; Insecta; Coleoptera; Tenebrionidae
Product: tRNA dimethylallyltransferase-like
Exons: 4
Coding region: 244-690 (148 amino acids)
Biological process (GO): tRNA modification
Cellular component (GO): mitochondrion
Molecular function (GO): tRNA dimethylallyltransferase activity
Source: RefSeq, a predicted model, not a curated record
AAUAAAUGUACUAGCAAUAACACAAUUUCACUUAACUUUCCCAUUAAAAAAUCAACUACACUUGAAAUACCUUAUUUGAACUCGAUACAACACAAUUAUUAUUAAUUUGGAAUUCUAUGUUUUAUUAUAUUAAUUAAUUGGAAUGAAAAUUUAGACGUCAUUAAAGCGACGUGUAGUGUACAAUCAGCUGACAGUUUGUUUUGAGGCUGAAAUUAACCGUAAAAAAUUGAUUGAGAACUGAAAAUGGCUCUCAGGUUACCAUUAGUUGUUAUUUUGGGGGCUACUGGUUCGGGAAAAACUAAGUUGUCCCUCGAAUUAGCCCGGAAAUUCAAAGGAGAGAUAAUAAGUGCAGACUCAAUGCAGGUGUACAAAGGUCUCGAUAUUAUAACAGCGAAAGCUACGAAAGAAGAACAAAGUGUGGCCCUACACCAUCUUAUUGAUAUUCUGGAGCCCCAUGAGAGUUUCACCGUAGUGGAGUACCGAAAUAGCGCUUUGAAAAUUAUUGAUAAUUUAAUAAAGCGAAAUAAAUUACCCAUCAUCGUUGGUGGAACUAAUUAUUAUAUAGAGUCCCUCUUGUGGAAAAUUUUAAUUGAAGAGCCCGGAGACCAUGUCAAAGCGCCCCCAUACAACGACCAUGAAUUACCCAGCGAGGAAUUGCACAAAAAACUGAAACUUGUCGACCCCGACUGAAAUUCUUACAUAUACAGGGUGUGUCGUCUAAACCCCACUUUAAAAGUAUUGGGAGUUGGAAUAAUCGUAUUUAUUUGAAAAUUGGUACAUAGCCAUUAACCAU